GGUGUAAGGUAGAAAAAAAUAUUUUCAAUAUUUUAGGUUUGUUACAUAGGAAUAAUACUUUGGCAUCCAAAACUUCACCAGAAAAAAAGUUAUACACAAACAACAUGGUGGAUCAGCUGUUUUCGUUUUUCGUUAGUCCUGAAUUGUUUCUUUAAAACGCGUAUUGUUAUGGUUUCAUAGCCAUGUGUGAAUUAAAAUGGGUUCAAUCGCAUCGGUGCUGCAAUGGCAUUGUCAGACAUGCGGACAAAUCAAUCCUACAGAGAGUGUGAAAUGUUUAAAAUGUGGUAUAAAGAGGAUAUCUGGUCAUGACAGUGAUAUACAAAAACGUUAUCAUACCGGUGAUUCGUCCUCGGAAUACGCUUCGCGGACUGAAAAAAGCGAAGGGACGACUCCAGGUUCUGAAGCCAUCGUUAUACCAACAACAAACAAUUUUAAUAGCGGUUGGUCAUGUGUGGGCUCAGCUCCGCUGGCCAGCAGAUCGUGGCGUUGUGGCUGCGGUCUUAGGAAUGUAUCAGCUUCAUGGCGAUGUGCCGCUUGCGACAAAAUCGCCUCACAUGCUCCCGUUUACAGAUUAUCCGAUGACGAGGAUCAAUCUUCAGGGAUGACUGACAAGAAUAAGUCUGAUCAAGAUCACAGUAUGAUAAGAUCCAACACUCUAGCAGUUCCAUCGUAUAAGCCUUCGUCGAGUUAUUCCGGUGGUCCUUUGAAUUUGGACGUUCAGUCUCUUAGGUUGUCUCCGACUCAGAUCACCGAUCACGCCCACGGAGUCACCAGGUCCCUGUCGCACGGUUCCGUGAUCAAUUCACAGCACAAAUGGUGGAAUGUUGAUGAAACCAGAAGUACCAUCAACAGACCCACGAGCUUAUUGGUCUCGGAGAGAUAUGGCACGUCUUCGUAUAACCCAAGGGAGUCGUUUCUGAGAAGCCUUCACACAGUGACGCGUCGUCCCAAAAAGUGUAACGAGAGCAAAUCCAAUUGGGAGUUGAAUUAUGUCAAGGAAUACCAAAGGGAACAAACGAGGGGAUUGCAUCUGAAGAAGUGGGCCUGCAGUAAAUGUACUCUCGAAAAUUCAGGGAUCAGAACCCACUGUGAAGCCUGCUUGUCUCCAAGAAUCUCACCCCUGGCACGUGUUUCUAAUACAAGAGGUCUUAGUGUCACAACUCUGGGAAGACAUGAGACUUUGAGUGGUAAAGAUGGUGCUACUUCUUUGCCAACGUCGGGAGGCAUUAUGAUAACAGUACCAGAUUGGCCGCAGACUGAAAAUAACUUGGGAGACUCCUUUCAGAGGUCAAUCAGUGCUCAAAAUUCACCGGAAACCAGACCGACUUAUCGACGCUCGUUUUCUGAACAGACCAGCGAAACUAGACCCGUCGGUAAAGUGAUAUCUAGUAGGAGAAGUCUAAACGAUUAUCAGAAAUCGCUCGCCAGCUAUUGCAACACACUGACGAAAAGCGACGAAGUCUCAGAGAAAAAAAUCGAUGAAAGCAACGCUGAAUUAAUAGACAAGGAAUGCAGUUGGGAUACUAACGCGGAAGGUGUCAUAUACGCGCUACCCAACAAGGGAAAGUACAAAGAUCUCAACCUGCAACUACAGGUCAACAACAAUGGCACCAGAUAUUCGUACGUUUCGGUCCAAGACACGAAAACUGUUAUGAGCAAUUCACAAAACGAAGUUUUAUACUCCAACGACAUGGGUGACGGCGACUAUGCCAGAAUCGAUGAGCUGUUGGGAGCCGAAAAUUGUAUUUCUCCAGUUGGUGAUAGUAAUAUAAGGACUUCUCAUAUCGGUGCGGGCAAAGAAGCAGGCAAAGUGUAUAAUAUGUUGCCAUCCGUCGGCAAAGUGUCUCACAACCCGCGCGAAUCAGCCAAAGUGCCUACCGCUCAACAAGCUUCUCGCGAGGGUGUGGGCGCGGGGGCCACUCGUAUGUGGCAGUGCGGGGAGUGUUGGUUCGCGUACAACGCGUGGGGCGCGAGGUGCGAUGUGUGUCGCAGUGCUCGAGCUCCGCACGCCGUCACGCUGGCGCCCGGACUGGAGCGAGAUGCGCGGAGCAGACACAAUUCAUCAUCGGAAGCCAGCGGCAAACAGGAAACGAACCGAAACGAACCGCCGAAGAAGUUAACAGUCCCUAUAGCGGCGCUCGACCACGACCUCAACAGUGACGAACUACUGUUCGCUGUUGAAUCUACUCCACCUCCUGAGACCUCGUGGACCUGUGUCCGUUGUACUCUGGACAAUGAACCGGAAGACUCGUCGUGUGCAGCGUGCGCCGCCUCCAGACCCACCGAUAACUACUGGUCGUGCAGUUCGUGCACUCUCCGCAACCCGAUCUCGUGGCGCGUGUGUCGCGCGUGUAAGACCCCGCCCGUCCCGCGCCACGGCCCGCCCGCCGCCGCCGAUAAUAACAGUAAUUGUCGCAGCCCUUCACGCCUGACUCCGCCGCGGAGAGUCCCGCGACACAAGACGCCUCCGCCCGAACAGAAGCCGGAGCCGGCUGAGUGGUCGUGUUCUGAGUGUACGUAUGUUAACUCCGGAGCCGCGCUGGCCUGCGACAUGUGUCAGUCACCGCGAGCCAGGCUGCUGCCCGCCGCGCCCGACCAGGCCUCGCUGGACGACGACGACUCGCCGGAGGGCUCGGACGGCGAGCGCCAGGACAGCACGCCCAUGGAGAUACUGAGGCUGAGGGAGGAGAGCCACGCCUGGGCACAGUGGCAGGAGGUCAUGGCGCAGUGUGCCGCGACUGGUGAGAUGUACGUAGACGAGUCCUUCCCCGCGGCCGCUCGCUCGCUGUACUACGGCGGCGGGGCGGGGGCAGGGGGCCAGGGGGCGGAGCCCGCUGGCGCCGCCGCCAGGUGGCUCAGACCUCACCAGAUACACGUGGACGCGGACCCCCGCCUGCCCUGGGUCGUGUUCAGGGACCCGCGGCCGUCGGACAUAUCGCAGGGCGUGCUGGGUAACUGCUGGCUGCUGUCGGCGCUGGCGGUGCUGGCGGAGCGCUCGUCGCUGGUGCGCGGCGUGCUGGUGAGGGCGGAGCCGGCGCGGGGGGCCUACCAGCUGCGGCUGUGUAAGGACGGCCGCUGGGUCACCGUCACCCUGGACGACAUGCUGCCCUGCAACAGGAAGGGACACCUCGUGUACUCGCAGGCUAAGAGGAAACAGCUUUGGGUGCCGUUGAUAGAAAAAGCUGUUGCUAAACUCCACGGCUGCUACGAGGCGCUGGUCUCCGGGCGAGCUAUAGAGGGUCUGUGUACGUUGACUGGAGCCCCGUGCGAGUCCGUGUCCCUGCAGGCGGGGGGUGGGGCGGGCGGUGGAGCCGGUGGCGGGGGAGGGGGCGCGCCUCUGGAACAGCUGGACAGGGACCUGGUGUGGGCCCAGCUGUUGUCGUCACGACAAGCCUGCUUCCUUAUGGGGGCCAGCUGUGGAGGAGGGAAUAUGAAGGUCGAUGAAGAGGAGUACCAGCGUCUGGGUCUCCGUCCUCGUCACGCGUACUCGGUGCUGGACGUGGUGGAGGUGGCGGGGUACAGUCCGCCGCUCAGGUUGCUGCGGCUGCGGAACCCCUGGGGCCACUACACCUGGAGGGGCGCCUGGGCCGCCAACUGUCCGCGGUGGACCGACCAGCUGAGGAGAGCCCUGCCGGCUAACAACGCCGAUAGAGACCAAGGGGUCUUCUGGAUCAGUUUCGAUGACGUCCUCAAAUACUUCGACUGUAUAGACAUCUGUAAGGUCCGCGUGGGGUGGCACGAGGUCCGGCUGGCGGGCAUCCUGCCGCCGCUGUCCUCCACCCGCCACCUCACCUGCCUGCUGCUCACCGCCGCACAGCCCACGGAGGUCGACUUCACACUCUUCCAGGAAGGUCAGAGGAACUCCGCUAAGAGCCAGCGUUCUCAGUUGGACCUGUGCGUGGUCGUGUUCCGGACCAAGUCGGGGUCCAACGCGCAGGUCGGCAAGCUGGUCGCUCACAGCAAGAGACAGGUGCGCGGCUUCGUCGGUUGCCACAAGAUGCUGGAGAAGGGUUUCUACCUGGUCGUGUGUCUGGCCUUCAACCACUGGCACACCGGCCUGGAGGCGGAGCGAGCUCUGUGGCCUCGGCACGUGUUGGUCGCUCACUCGUCCAAGCCGCUGGGAGUGUCCCGCCCGAGCCUCCACCCUCAUCUCUUGGCCGACGCGAUCAUAGGACUCACCCUGGCCAGGGGACAGCGACACGAGGGCCGGCAGGGGAUGACGGCGUACUACCUCACUAAGGGCUGGGCGGGGCUGGUCGUGAUGGUGGAGAACAGACACACAGACAAGUGGAUCCACGUGAAGUGUGACUGUCAAGAGAGUUACAACGUAGUGUCGACACGCGGGGAACUCAAGACGAUAGACUCCGUCCCUCCUCUGCACAGGCAAGUGAUCAUAGUCCUGACGCAGUUGGAGGGUAGUGGGGGGUUUUCUAUCGCGCACCGCCUCACUCACCGCCUGGCCGCCGCCGCGCGCCUUCACGACUGGGCCCCGCGACCGGACGACGCCCCGCGACACAGACCGCCACUCGCACGGAGACUAAGCGGACUGCACGCGCCUAGACUCAUCACAUAGACUAGUCUAGACUAUACCACGCGACAAUACCUCGAACCAGUAGUACUCCCUCGUCGAUGGAACAGCGGCCCGUACUGAUAUUGAAUGCACGAAUAAAUGAUAUAAAUAGAUUCAUCGGCACACCGGUCGCUACAGGUCGGGCUUGAAGCGUGUUUGUAGAUUGCACAAGUUUAAUAUAGGUUGUUGGUGAAUAAUGUUAAGUCCCUCUGUAACUAUUAAUGAACAGAUCCGAUUUAUGACCAUCGUAAGUAAUUGAUAGACCCCGGUCAUCUAUUACAGACCUUUCUCUGUCCGAGGCCCUUAAAAGCUCUCUUUAAAUGAACACUCGAUGAGCUACUUCGGACGCCUGCGCAAUUUUAAUAGCAAUGUAUAAAAUACGUAUGAGUACAUGUUUGCUUUAAAUCGUAUAUAGGCUCUCUGUUUAAUUGUGCAAUCUCAGUUACAAUUGUAUUAUAUAAAAUACUUCUAUAAUUUCAAAUCCCUUUAUUCUUAUUUAAUCAGCAUCUGAACCGUACAGUCUAAGACUCUGUCUAUAAACCAUUCUGUUAAUGAUCAUUCAAACGAGAGUAUCGUUAGUGUCUUAAUGUAUAUAUAGUGAAAUUUCUUUUAACAGUGAAAUGAUAUCUCUCGCUCCAAAAUUGAUUGCCAUCUCAACUGUUCGGGCAAUUACAACGAAUUUACCCUUCAUAUCAACAUAUCUGAGAGAAUUCUUAGUUUUCUGUUAUGUCUACUAAAUUCUCUUCCUUAACCAGUGACACGGCAUACUUGAAUAAUAACAACAAAUAAGAUUAUGAGCCGCAUUAGAUUACAUUUUAUAUAAAAUUUUUGGUAAAUAUCAAAAUCAAUUUUCAAUGAUCAUUAAAAAUCAUUAAAAUAUAUGUUUUAAGAAUAAUAUAUUAUAAUAGUUUUUAUUUCAUCUUUUGUAGAUCAUACUUUAUCUAUUUUACAUCUUAUUUAUUAUUUAUGAAGCAGUACUUUAAGUCUAAUUGAGAGAGGCUACCAACUGCCAUGUUUUAUGAGAAUUAAUUUAGAUACAUCUCAUUAUAAUAAGGUUUGAAGAGUUAGUAACGCACACGUGGUUAGCUAACUGUUCGGUUUAAAUUUUGACAGAUACUUUUCUAUAGCUAGCCACGGUUUUUGACAUUAAAAUAUAGUUACAGAAACUAGAUCUAUAAUAGAUGCUAGAUGACUAUCUAGACAUAUAUUUUUACAUAAAACAAACAUUUAAUAAGUACUACAAGUAAAAAGAAAUUAGAAUUAAUUAAAAAAAAAAUGUCCAUAACAUUCGGAAAUAAAAAAACUAUUGUAGAAUUAAUAUGAUAAUGUAUCCAAAAAUGUCAUGGGAUGAGAAGUAUGCAUGUAAUCAUCUUUUAGUAAAUUGCAUAUGCAUCAGUAAAACGUACAACCAAUAUGCAAAAUCAACGCAUAUUGUCAGAAUCAUAACUUUAUACUUCACAUAAGGCGCACACAAACACUAUGCAUUAAGUAUGUAUUUAUUACUGUCAUUAACUCUCUAAGGCACUCUGCACACGGAGUAAUGUUUAAUGCGUUGUAAUUAGCUUGUUAGUGUUAAAAAUGACUUAGUUUUUAUUAUCAUGAUAUAUGAUGUGCAAUCUUUGAAACAAUAAUCGUCUGUUAGUGCCUUUUCACACAGUCCGUUUGAUUUUCUUUUUGACGGUUUAGUGUUGUAGUGUGAAAGGGCUUUAUAAUAUUUGGAAUAAGAAAAUUACGUGUUAUGUAUUAAAAGUUUUGUAUGUUUGCGAGCUGUGAAUUAUUUAUUUUCUAGAAAUUUUAUUAUGGAUGCAACAAAAUCCAUUCCGAUACUCAGUUUUGUGAUUACUUUCUUGCCGUUUACUCAAUAGUUUUGUUUUUGUGAAACACAAACUAUUAAGCUGUAGUUUAGUGAUGAAGUAAGCUAGUGGGUUAUUUUAAUGAAUUGUAACUUAGUAAUAUUAGGGCACAUGUAAAAAAAAAAAAACCAUUUCUAUCGGCUAACUUUGUACUAAUUUAGUUGGGUGUCUUUGUACACAGCUUUUUGUAAACAUUUAUCGACGGUGUAUUGAAUUAUGUUUUAGAUUUGUUUUAUAUAAUAUUUGUAUGAAAAUUUUUGUUAACUGAAUAUGUAAUGUGUAGCGGUUGUUUUGUAGAGGCUUAUUUGACAUAUACAGUAUGUGGAUGCAUGUUAUAGUAACGAUAAGGGAAUAAAGUUAUUUAAUUUGA
Danaus plexippus (monarch butterfly) is the source of this 6793-nucleotide messenger RNA. It is a transcript of the gene sol, whose product is annotated as calpain-D. The record is from RefSeq and is a predicted model, not a curated record. NCBI's taxonomy places the organism in Eukaryota, Metazoa, Arthropoda, Insecta, Lepidoptera, Nymphalidae. The transcript has 21 exons. Gene Ontology annotation, cellular component: cytoplasm. Gene Ontology annotation, molecular function: calcium-dependent cysteine-type endopeptidase activity. Gene Ontology annotation, biological process: proteolysis. Bases 197 to 4573 code for a protein of 1458 amino acids.